Molecule: messenger RNA, 1543 nt
Organism: Camellia sinensis
Lineage: Eukaryota; Viridiplantae; Streptophyta; Magnoliopsida; Ericales; Theaceae
Source: RefSeq, a predicted model, not a curated record
CCCCACAAACUACCCCCACAAAAUCUAAUUAAUACACACCACAUAUGUAAAACGCCCCAACUGAGCAGAACACCCACUAACAGAACACCCAACCGAAAGAACACCCACUAACAGAACAUCCAAUUAACCCAAUUAAUACUCUCCAAACAGAACACCCCCUAACAAGCUUCGAACACCCAUAGCAACCUAAUACACCCCAGGACAAACAACCAACCAAAACACCCAUUGUACAAAUCUUCUACUCCGGUCCAAACUCCACUCACCCACUGCAGAAGCUCCAUGUUAACAACCCGAACUCCGAGAUAUGUUCCUCCUGGUGCAGCCCAGCACACUGCUCUUACAGCUAAGUGGUUCCAUCCUUUAAAUACCUCUCUUUGUCCUUAAGCUCCAGCUCAAGAAUCUUCUCAACCACACCCUCUUCUUGCCCACAGAAAUUAAUUCCCAGCUCUUUUCCUAAUUUGACAGUGGCCUGCGCUUCCUUGAGAAGAUAGCUAUGCGUGCUUGAUUCCCCCUCGGACAGUUCAGAGUUUGCAAGGGCCACUGCUGCUGGCCUGAAAAUAACCGAUUUGGAGGGAAGCCUACCAUAAAGCUGCAGAUUAUAACAUAACAUAACAUAACAUAACCCUCGCUCGAAGUAGCCUCAAAACGCACCAUUCCUAUAAAGUAUGGGUAUCAACAACAACUACUUGAGAUUGAGAGGGGCAUUGUUUUUUAUUAUUGCAUUGGACUUUGCAAUCAGUGGUGGGGAUGCUCAAAAUUCAACAACUCUUGCUCCAACAAUCUUAACAUUUGGUGACCCUACAGUAGAUGUUGGGAACAAUGACCAUAUUCACACCAUUGUCAAAGCUAAUUUCCCACCUCAUGGCAAAGACUUCAUCAAUCAUAAACCAACUGGAAGGUUUUGCAAUGUCAAACUAGCCACUGAUAUCACCGCUGGGACAAGAAAUUUUGCACAUUGCUACCCUAGCUUUGCAGUCUUUGUGGGAGUUCUGUAUAAAGGAAAGUCGGCUGCUGGUGCUAUGGUAGAAUUUGUUGGAGCCCCAAUGUGUUGGAAUACACACACGUUUUCUGCAACUGCUGGUGGGGGUGCUUUUUGUAAUGGGCAAAAGAUUCAAAUGAGUCAUACCGAUAAGGGCAUAAGAAGGCUUGGUGCUGCUGCAGUGGAUAUGUGCCAUGUAGCUUUGGAAAUUGUAGAACCAUAUUUGGAAUAUCAUCUAAAACCAUGGGAUAUGGUUGCUCGUGUUUUGGUAAAGAUGUGGUGACCCCACCAAGCUAAGGGCAUAGAGAUGUUUGAAGAAGAGUAGUUUGACUCUUAUUUUGUUGUGAUAUUUGUUGUAAGCCAAGGGCUAAUGUGUUUGGGUCCGAGAGACCAUUAUAUGUAACCGGGCUAUUGCCUUGGAACUUGUAAGCCCUUGAGGGCCUUAUUUGUUGUAAGUUAAUGAUUUCUUUUGCAUGCUAUCGGUUCAUGUACUAGUUGUAAAUAAAUGUAUAAUGGCAUGUAAGGAUAUUUUGGUAACAUUUGGAACUAUGUAAAUGAUUACGG